UUUCUCUGUAGUCUAUGGUUAGAAUGGCUGUCGAUCGAGCGUAGGGGUGUCGUAUUGUCGUAAAUAAAUUGUGUGAAAAUCAAUUAAUUCCUGAUGUAAGGUAAUUGUUGUUAAGGAUACGUUUAUAUUUUAAGUAUGGGAUCCCGGGGCUGACAACAGUUUCUUUUUUGGAGUUGUCUCCAGGAUUGAGCCCCACGACGCGAUCCUACAGUUGUGCUGCCACCACAUCUGAGCAGUUGAUUACAGUGGUACACAGGGAAGAUGGCGCAAGUCGGAGCGAACAUGGAAUACCAGGAGUACAAGUGGGCUUACUCAAUCAUGGAUUCCUCCAAGGUAUCGGCGUGUCUGAUCUCGAUGCUGCUCAUCGUGUACGGCAGCUUUCGGUCGCUGAACAUGGAGCGCGAGGCGCGGGAGCGAGCCGAGAGGGAGAGGGAAGCCUCCCUCUUGGGAGGGAAACCUACCACCACCAGCUCCAGUUCCAACUCUAAUGUGCAGACUCUGAACACGAUGCAAGCGCUAUGCUUCCCGCUGGGCUCGUCGGUGGCGCUGCUUAUCAUGUUCUUCUUCUUCGACUCCAUGCAGACGCUCGUCGCCAUAUGCACUGCAAUAAUAGCAUGCGCGGCACUAGCGUUCCUGCUGACGCCGCUGUGCCAGUACGUGGCGGGCGGCGCGCGCGGCGCGGUGUGCGGGCGCUACUCGGCGCCGGAGCUGGCCGCCGCGCUGCUGGCCGCCGCCAUCGUCGCCGUCUGGGUGCUGACCGGCCACUGGCUGCUCAUGGACGCGAUGGGCAUGGGCCUAUGCGUGACGUUCAUCGCGCUGAUCCGGCUGCCGUCGCUGAAGGUGUCCACGCUACUGCUGACCGGUCUGCUGCUGUACGACGUCUUCUGGGUCUUCUUCUCCUCGUACAUAUUCACCACCAACGUCAUGGUCAAGGUGGCUACAAGGCCGGCGGAGAACCCAAUGAACGUGGUGGCGCGGCGGCUGCAGCUGGGCGGCGCCAUGCGCGACGCGCCCAAGCUGUCGCUGCCCGCCAAGCUCGUCUUCCCCUCCAUGCACCACCAGGGACACUUCUCCAUGCUCGGUCUGGGAGACAUAGUGAUGCCAGGCUUGCUGCUGUGUUUUGUGCUGCGAUACGACGCUUAUAAGAAGGCUACGCUAGUUUGCCAAAUGGGACAGGUUCCUGGCCCGAGGUCGAUGGGUUCCCGGCUGACGUACUUCCACUGCUCGCUGCUGGGCUACUUCCUGGGGCUGCUGACGGCGACGGUGUCGGCCGAGGUGUUCAAGGCGGCGCAGCCCGCGCUGCUCUACCUCGUGCCCUUCACGCUGCUGCCGCUACUCACCAUGGCUUAUGUUAAAGGAGAUCUCAGAAGAAUGUGGAGUGAGCCGUUCAUAGCGCCGCCGGCCGGCAAGGCGGGCGCCGACUUCGACGUGUGACCGCCGCGACGCGACCUGCUCCUCGCCUAGGCGGCGCUACACCCUGUACAGUUAGACACACUCCCACCACAACACAUCACAUAGUAUUACUCCUUCUCGAUGUGUCAAUAGCGAACACUCUACCAUGGAGAACUAAAUCACUAGCGGAGAUGUCAUAACGGAAAAUUUAACAAAGUAUGGUGUUCAGGGGACAAGGAUCGUUACUGUCUCCGCUCUCAUAUGCCUUUCGAACACGCCUAUUCUUUGUAAUACCAAAAAUCGUUAACAGAUGUCUCAAAAAACUCGUGAGUUCGCUCGUAACUGGUCUUUUUGUCAUGUCCACCGUACGUAUUUGACCUAGUAGAAGGCGCCCAACCUACCUACAUAAUGGCAUCUCCGCUCAUCUUUCCUUCCUCCGUGCACUAUGCGUAUAUAUUCGCUGACUGUAACUAACUGUACAUGCAGCCCUGGGCCACACGUGACUUCAUGUGUUUAUUAUUAUUAUUAUAAAGACAUAAGUUGUACUUUUUAGGUUAGUCGAUACGCUUUUGUUUCGUUAGUUAAAUGUUAAGUUGGAAGUUACAGCACAGGGUGACUUGCUGUCUACGAGCUAACUGUGAAGUGAUCAGCAACAGUGCGAGAGAUUUGGAUAAUCUUUCAUUCAAUUACACUAUGACAGUAAUACAAUUGGUAUUUCGGAAAUACUCAGUCGUAGCAUUUGAUGAAUUUUAUAUCUCACUUUUUUAUGUUGUAAUAGAAGCAAACAUACUGUACGCCAAGAUAAUAUAAACCUUGAUACUGCAUAUUAUAAUAACUCGGUGGUUGAGUAACCCAAACCGACUGUGUAACAGCAGCAUAAGUAGUGAUAGAGCAGUUUACGCACUGACGCACACAAUAAAUAUGUAUUUGAAAUAUCCAAGGUUUAUAUCAGCUUGACCAAUCGUUUUCGUUGACAGUAUAAUACUUAAAGAGCCGCAUGAACAGAUACACUUUUUUGUAGGUCUGGUUGAUAAUAUAAGUUAGAUCUUGUAAGAAUCUCAUUUUUACUUUACACCAAUACGUAAUCAUUUUAUAGGAGUGUUUAUUUGAAUAAAGAUCAAAUUUAGUAAUCCCCACAUCAAAUAUAAAUGUAAUUUGUUUGGAGAAUGGUCAUCCAUCAUUAUUUUCAAUGAUCAAUCUUUGUUGUCACUGCCUUAGACUGAUGUUUUCAAUGAAGAUUUUUUCUAUAUGUUGAAUGGAGUAUUAUAGACAAAUGUUAGACUAAAAUAUUAGAAUAUAAGCUACUAACUAUUGUUGUUAUUAUUAUAACAACUGUAUUGUUGUUGUAAAUUAUUUGAUUGAAUUUAAUAAAAGAUGUUAAGACAUUACAUCGUAAGAGGUAUACUUGGUAUGUGUGAUUUAAUUUUUAUAACGAUUUAUAACAUUUUUAAUUUUGGAUUUAUUUUGAAUAGGUUUAUUUUGUACUAAGUGGUUAUCAAUGAUAAGUUUACUGUGUGCGAGCUAAAUACUAUUAACAUGGAGCAGUAUUCUGACAAAAGUGAUGUAAAAUAAUUAUUGAGGCUUAAUUUUAUGAAGUAACAGUGAAACUUAUGAAUUUGCUGAUGUCUAUCACAUAGAUCUUAAUUUAAUUUGAAAAUUUCUUGCUUUGUGUUUUCAAUGUAAAGUGUAACCAAAUAGUUUUGGUGUAUUUUAUAGAUAUUUAUAUAAAUAGUCACUGAAGUUUUCUCAUUGAUGUACAUAACUAUGUGAAAUUAAUAUUAAGAUUGAUGUUCCAUUAUUUGCGUCACUGUUUCAUCUCAUCAUUGAUCUUGAGACUAUUAAUGUAAAUAUAAAAUGCCCACACAAUUCAUUACCUGCCAAAAUUUGGAAAAUUGCAUUUAAUAUUUUUAUAUGUAUCUGUGGGAGUAUGUUAUAUUGCUAUAAAUACUUAAUAAAAAUAUUAGAUGGAAGUAAAA
Helicoverpa armigera (cotton bollworm) is the source of this 3368-nucleotide messenger RNA. RefSeq names its product signal peptide peptidase-like 3 (gene SppL). The record is from RefSeq and is a predicted model, not a curated record. The coding region runs from base 262 to 1434 and encodes 390 amino acids. The transcript has 10 exons. Gene Ontology annotation, molecular function: aspartic endopeptidase activity, intramembrane cleaving. Gene Ontology annotation, cellular component: lumenal side of endoplasmic reticulum membrane; Golgi-associated vesicle membrane; cytoplasmic side of endoplasmic reticulum membrane. NCBI's taxonomy places the organism in Eukaryota, Metazoa, Arthropoda, Insecta, Lepidoptera, Noctuidae. Gene Ontology annotation, biological process: membrane protein proteolysis.